Condylura cristata (star-nosed mole) is the source of this 4796-nucleotide messenger RNA. RefSeq names its product PHD finger protein 20-like 1 (gene PHF20L1). Lineage: Eukaryota; Metazoa; Chordata; Mammalia; Eulipotyphla; Talpidae. Gene Ontology annotation, cellular component: NSL complex. Gene Ontology annotation, biological process: regulation of transcription by RNA polymerase II. The record is from RefSeq and is a predicted model, not a curated record. The transcript has 20 exons. Bases 183 to 3134 code for a protein of 983 amino acids.
CUCAAGAUGAGCAAAAAGCCCCCAAAUCGUCCUGGAAUCACUUUUGAGAUUGGUGCUCGUUUGGAGGCACUGGACUACUUACAAAAAUGAUCUGGAGGAAAGGAAAAUGAAAAAUUAAAAAAAAUGUGGAGAUGUCUACAAGUAUCAGAAUUUGAUAGAACAGUAUAAAUUUGAGUUGGCAAAUGCUGUUUCCACACAUUUGGAGUUUUUUGAACUGUAUGGAACAUUUGCAAAUGUAUCCGUCACGAAUUGAGAAAAUUGAUUAUGAGGAGGGCAAGAUGCUGGUCCAUUUUGAGCGCUGGAGUCAUCGUUAUGAUGAGUGGAUUUACUGGGACAGUAACAGAUUGAGACCUCUGGAGAGGCCUGCGUUGAGAAAAGAGGGGCUGAAGGACGAAGAGGAUUUCUUUGAUUUUAAAGCCGGAGAAGAAGUUCUGGCUCGUUGGACAGACUGUCGCUAUUACCCUGCCAAGAUCGAAGCUAUCAACAAAGAGGGAACAUUCACAGUUCAGUUUUAUGAUGGAGUAAUUCGUUGUUUAAAAAGAAUGCACAUUAAAGCAAUGCCGGAAGACGCUAAGGGGCAGGACUGGAUAGCUUUAGUCAAAGCAGCUGCCGCAGCUGCAGCCAAGACUAAAGCAGGGAACAAACCUCGGGCCAGCGCUAACAGCAAUAAAGAUAAGGAGAAAGAUGAGAGAAAGUGGUUUAAAGUACCUUCAAAGAAGGAAGAGACUUCAACCUCUGUAGCCUCGUCAGAAACUGAGAAGAAGGAAGAUCUCCCCACAUCUAGUGAAACAUUUGGACUUCAUGUAGAGAACGUUCCAAAGAUGGUCUUUCCACAGCCAGAGAGCACAUUAUCAAACAAGAGGAAAAAUAAUCAAGGCAACUCAUUUCAGGCAAAGAGAGCUCGACUUAACAAGAUUACUGGUUUGUUGGCAUCCAAAGCUGUUGGGGUGGAUGGUGCUGAAAAAAAGGAAGACUACAGUGAAACGGCUCCAAUGCUGGAGCAGGCGAUUUCACCUAAACCUCAAAGUCAGAAAAAAAAUGAAGCUGACAUUAGCAGUUCUGCCAACACUCAGAAACCUGCACUGUUAUCCUCAACUUUGUCUUCAGGGAAGGCUCGCAGCAAGAAAUGCAAACAUGAAUCUGGAGAUUCUUCUGGGUGUAUUAAACCCCCUAAAUCACCACUUUCCCCAGAAUUAAUACAAGUCGAGGAUUUGACGCUUGUAUCUCAGCUUUCUUCUUCAGUGAUAAAUAAAACUAGUCCUUCACAGCCUGUGAACCCCCCUAGACCUUUCAAGCAUAGUGAGCGGAGAAGAAGAUCUCAGCGUUUAGCCACCUUGCCCAUGCCUGAUGAUUCUGUAGAAAAGGUUUCUCCUCUCUCUCCAGCCACUGAUGGGAAAGCUUUCUCCAUCAGUUCUCAAAAUCAGCAAGAGUCUUCAGUACCAGAGGUUCCUGGUGUUGUACAUUUGUCAUUUGAGAAGCUGGGGGCCUGUCUCCCUCUUGACUUAAGUCGUGGUUCAGAAGUUACAGCGCCUCUAGUCCCAGAUCCCUCUUACCAUAAUGAAUGUCCCAGGACAGAAAAGGAAGAUUCGCAGAUGCUUACAAACCCUUCUUCCAAAGCAGUAACUGAUGUAAGAGGAACGCCAGCAGCAUCAGGAAUAUUGAAAACGGAAAAAAAAGUGAAAUUAGAAGAAAAAAGCUCAGCAGCAUUUGGUAAACGAAAAGAAAAGGAUAAGGAAAAAAAAGAGAAGCGAGACAAAGAUCACUACAAACCUAAACAGAAAAAGAAGAAGAAAAAGAAAAAGAAAUCUAAGCAGCAUGACUAUUCAGACUAUGAAGACAGUUCCCUAGAAUUUUUGGAAAGGUGCUCUUCUCCACUAACUCGAUCUUCUGGGAGUUCUCUGGCUCUACGAAGCAUGUUUACGGAGAAAAAUACAACAUAUCAGUACCCAAGGGCAAUUUUGUCAGUUGAUCUUAGUGGUGAAAACCUAUCAGAUGUGGAGUUCCUAGAUGAUUCUUCGACAGAGAGUUUGCUUCUCAGUGGAGAUGAGUAUAAUCAGGAUUUUGACUCAACCAAUUUUGAGGAAUCUCAGGAUGAAGAUGAUGCUGUGAAUGAAAUUGUACGGUGCAUCUGUGAAAUGGACGAGGAGAAUGGCUUCAUGAUUCAGUGCGAAGAGUGCCUGUGCUGGCAGCACAGCGCGUGCAUGGGGCUGCUGGAGGAGAGCAUCCCCGAGCAGUACAUCUGCUACAUCUGCCGAGACCCGCCAGGUCAGAGGUGGAAUGCAAAAUACCGCUAUGAUAAGGAUUGGCUGAAUAAUGGGAGAAUGUGUGGACUAUCCUUUUUAAAAGAAAAUUAUUCUCAUCUCAAUGCCAAAAAGAUAGUUUCCACACAUCACCUGCUUGCCGACGUCUACGGUGUCACAGAAGUGCUGCAUGGGCUGCAGCUCAAGAUCGGGAUUCUAAAGAAUAAGCAGCAUCCUGACCUUCGUCUCUGGGCUUGUUCUGGGAAGCGAAAAGACCAAGAUGAAGUAAUCGCUGGAGUAGAGAAAAAAAUCACAACCGUGCACGACACAGCCCAUCUAGAGGACAAGAAAUCCCAUGUACAGAACCAUAAAGAGCCGCCCCGUUUGCCCUUAAGAGUGGAAGGCACUUACAUAACCAGUGAGCACAGCUACCAGAAGCCCCAGAGUUUUGGCCAAGACUGCAAAUCUCUUGUAGACCCAGGGAGCUCAGAUGAAGAUGAUGUUAGUAGUUUUGAAGAAGAACAAGAAUGCCACGUGAGAGAGAGAAGCCAUUUCCAGUACUCAGUGAAAGAUGGAGUAGCUGAAAAGAAUCCCGCUGCAAAGAAUACAGUGUUUGUCUAUCAUGAUAAAAAGGGCGCCGACGACCCUGGAGCCUCGCAUCUUCAGUGGCAGCUCAAUCUCCUGACACACAUAGAGGAUGUGCAGAACCAAGUCACCAGCAGGAUGGACCUCAUAGAGAAAGAAGUGGAUGUUCUGGAAAGCUGGCUCGACUUCACAGGGGAGCUGGAGCCGCCUGACCCUCUUGCCAGACUGCCCCAGCUUAAACGCCACAUCAAGCAGCUCCUGAUCGACAUGGGCAAAGUGCAGCAGAUCGCAGCUCUCUGCUCUGUAUGACGACAGUGAGCGGCUGAGGCGGCGUGGUGCUCGUCAGCCAGUGACUGUUGUUCUCCACACAGCGAGUGGAGAAUUAAGAUAAGAGGAGGGUGAAAAAGCUAAGUGGUGUUUGGCCAUUAGCUGAUUAGUGACAUCAGGAAAACACCCUGAAAAAGAAAAUGAACAGUUUCAUCAAGGAAGCUAAUUAAAAUUUAUGAGCAAGCCACAGAUGAUAUGUGCUGUACGCCAGGAUCAAUGAAGUAGUGUGUCAUUUGUACUAAGGAAAUUGAAUUAGCAAAUUUUUAAAUGCUUGCUAUAUGAAACUUGAGAUGCCUGUAGAGGAGCGUGGUGCGUUCAUAGUUUGUCGUGGGAGAGCCAUGUUUAUAAACCAGCAGUUUGGCCAAAAUCAAAAGUAUAGAGGAAACUCAAAUUCUGGAGUGCUCUGUAAGUUAUUCUAAGAACUGUCUUCUCUUGCAGUGGAUCCAUUGCACCAAAAUUUGGGUAUUUCAGCUUUCGUAGGAUCAUGAGCUAUUUCUUAGGUGACCAAUGUCCUUAAUCAGAAAACUGACAGUACAAGUCUCACUUCUGGGGGAAACAGUUGUGGAAUUCUGACUUCAUUAUGAAUAUAUUUUUGAAAAAACAGACAGCAAUCAUUGUAAUGUAUUGCAGGCAUUAAGCUCGGUCCAAACCAGGUGGCGUGCAGAAGGGCCUGUGUGUGCCAAAUGCCGCUGGUGCGCUGCCACGAGAGGGCCCGUGCCUGGGCCCAGCCGUCCGGCCCUUGGCCGUCGCCUGCAGGGUGCCUCCUGCGGACCCGGCCGCCCGGAAGGGACGCCACCCGCGGUACUCAGGCCUUGACUCGCAGCUGGGUGCCGAGAACGCGCUGCUGUUGCCUUCAGAAGAACUGUACAUAGCCUCAGCUGGGAUGAGGAGUGACAAAACUAUCAAAGUAAUGUGUGGCUGUGGACUUUUUAACUGCUGGUAGUGAAAUACUGGAAAAGCUUCAUUUCUGAAGAUGAAUUUUAUUUUUAAAAAAUACAUGCGCACUCAAAACGUUGAGCUUUGAUCACACAUGGACAAAUCCCUGAAACCAAAGGCAACCAAGUUGCUGUGUUAGCUCUUGCUGGGCCUGAGCCCAGGCCGUCUGCAGUGCUGAGCUGUGCCCAGGUGUGCCCAGGUGUGCAUGCUUGUUUGAAACAAACACUCGCCGUACAUAUGUACAUACUCUAUGCAUAUUUAUAUCCACACAUAUCUAGUUUUAUUACGAUAGUCUAUAAGAAUUGGCGGUUAACAUGAAAUGUUGCCUUUUAACAGACUGUUUUUAAAAAUUAAAAAUGUAUGUACAGGUUUUGAAACUUUUUUAAAAAGGGGGGAAAGGCUGUUUAGAGGAGGCUAUUGGGGACACACACUUGAAUAUUUCAUGCCUCACUCUGUCUGUCAGUUCCAGCGGCCUGUGUAAGUGCAUUUAGAAUUGACAGACAGGACACUUGAAUCUAUCUUUGAUAAGAACCCAUGCCACUGUACAUUCAGAUAUUAUUUAAAUUUGCAAACACACUGUUCUAUAUGUAAGGUACUGUAUGUAAAACUCUUUAUUAAAACUAUUCCACAUAUCCCAAAAUUUCAGUUUGCCUUUUUGCAGCCUUACGUUUUGAUGUAAAGAUGAUUAAAAGAAUGUGCAAAAACGUU